This is a messenger RNA of Plodia interpunctella (Indianmeal moth), 2410 nucleotides long. It is a transcript of the gene Sap130, whose product is annotated as Sin3A-associated protein 130. Gene Ontology annotation, cellular component: Sin3-type complex. The record is from RefSeq and is a predicted model, not a curated record. The coding region runs from base 188 to 2221 and encodes 677 amino acids. NCBI's taxonomy places the organism in Eukaryota, Metazoa, Arthropoda, Insecta, Lepidoptera, Pyralidae. The transcript is spliced from 12 exons. Gene Ontology annotation, biological process: negative regulation of transcription by RNA polymerase II.
GACAAUUACAGACGGAGUUAGCAUCGUUCAUUGUUGCAUUCUUUUUGGGGGUCUAACUUGAAACAUUAUUAAAGAAAAUAUUUCGAAUUAAUGUGUUAGAAAUACAGUACUAAAUCAAACAACAACAAUUAAAGCUUUGGUAGAUUAACUCAGCGUAAUGUUUAUCAGUUUAUAAACGGUGACUACUAUGGGUAGCAAUAUAGAAAACGAUAGGUCGGUCACGACUGGCAAAAUGUAUCCAAUCGAUUUGGCGGCGCCGAAGAUUACUAUUGUAAAGAAUGUCUCAAAUGAAGUUAAAAUGGCUCACGUUAUUCCUUGUCAGCCGAAGACAACUGCUUCAGGACAAAUCAUAACUCACGCUGGAGCUGUAGGCUUGAUGCGUCCAGCUGGUCAGAUGCUCUCUCCCAAUGUCGCCUCUCAGCCACAAAUGAUUGUGAGUGGAUCACCAAUUCUGCAAGGAACCCAAAUUAUGUCCCAAGGCCAGGGCACCCAGAUCAUGUCCCAAUCACAGCUGAUAAGUCCAAGUGGACAGAUAUUAAGUCCUGGGACUCAAAUCAUAAGUCAAGGGACACAGUUAUCUGCCCCUUUGAAUAGCACAAGUAAUGCACAGACAAGUGUGGCAUCAACAGUGAGUGCAACACAGGUGGUGAAUGUAGGAGGCCAGCUGGUGAGUGGUCCUGCCAACCUGGUGGUCAGCCCCUCUGUGAGGACUCUACCUCCUGUGAGGGUGUUGCCACCAUUGCCACACCAUAAUACUAGACCGGUGCUAUCAAACAUGAAUGUGAGCUCGUCUGGGAACGUGUUUGUAGGCAAGAGCGUGGCGGUGUCGAGCCACACGCCGCACGUGCCCCGCGGGCUGGCGGCCGGUGCCUCGCUGGCCAUACGCCAGGUGCUCCCCGGUGUCGGCUCCCAACCCAACUCAGGCGCAGCAUGGUCUAAUAACAACCGCGGUCCACGCAGCGCGUUGGUGUACGGCGCCCGAGGCCCACUGCCCCGGGCAGUGUCACGCCCCGCCGCCCCCGUAACCGCGACUUCGCCCGCGUUUGGCACCACGGUGGUGGCUCCCACGCCCGUCACCACACAGCACGCGGCGGUAGUCACUCUGCCCGCUACGUCUGUGUUGACUUCGAGUAGCGUGAUAUCCAGUGCAAUAAGAAGUGCGGCUCCUCGGACGCCCGCCCCGGCGCCGGCCACCACCACGGCUGCGCCCCGCGCCUUGCCACUGUUGCAGAGAAACUACCCUCCUAAGGUGGUGGGAGUAGCGAGCGUGCGCGGCGUGGUGGGCAACAGUGCGCCCGCGCAGCUCUACUACGAGGUGCCGCGCGCGCACGUCCUCGCGCCCGCGACCUCGCCUGCGCCGUCCCAACACCCACAAGCACAAGCGGUGAGUGUGGUGAAUACAGUGCAGCCCCAGCCAUUGUCAGAGAACCGGCCGCUGACCUCUGUCACCCCAGUGUUGCCUCGCCCGUCCAUUCUCACGAGGAAGCGAGACGUUGAUGGUUCGCCAACAAAAGUGGGCGGCUUCGGCAGCGCGGCGUACCGUCGGCAGAGCACUGGCUGGGAGGACGUGCCCACGGGACAGAGCCGCGGCUCGGGCUCCACCACCAUCUCCGCCUCCUCCUCGCCCGGCCACACCGACACCGACGACCUGGACGCCAGGAAGAAGCCCAGGAAACAGAUGCUUACAAAUGAAGUGAAAUGUGAAUUCCCUGUGGAAGAGCCACCUCCAACACCACCUCCAAUCGUACCUCCAAAACGUCCCCAGCUGAAGUCGAGUUACGUGUGCGGUUGGCGCGCGACCGCGUUACAUUUCACGCGGCCGUCGGACGUGCGCAAGCGGGAGCCGAGAGCUAAGGAUAUCCUCGCCAUCGCCAGCCAGAAACACGUGCUCGCCAGUGCUGAUGGGUGGAAAGUACACCAUCUCACCGCUCAGAUGGAGGACUUGAUAACACUAGAAGCAGACGUGGGCGAGCAACAAGGCAGUUUAUUGCGAUCGUUAGAGACGGCGUCGGGGCGUGCACUUUCCUCUCUCAAACCUCAUUCGCACACGUUAUUAGAAUUACUCAAGAGUAAUAUACAAAGAAGCAAAAAGGUAUGCGAAGGCAUCGAAGAGGCUCGCGACGAUCUACUCAAGGUGUUUACGCACAGGAAUUUCGUCUCCGACAUCCUCACGCGACAGGCUGACAAGCGGUGUUUCAGAAAACACAGAUCGCAAUCAUAGCAUCGACAUUAAAUUAAUAAUGAGAUAACAUAAUAAUGUUGUACAUAAUAAAUUAAUUAGCUAAGGUGUACAUUUAAAAAAAUAAAUUAUAUUUAAGUUAAAGGAAAAAUGCCUUGAAGACAUGCAUUUUGUUUUAUGACUUAGAGUUAUUUUAUUAAUAAACUUUUUACAAUAAUUGCUUUUGAAUAA